CAUCGCAGGCGAGGUAGAAGUCAUUACAUCACUGCUCAUUCAUCACAACAUCUGCAACCCCCCCCACCUCCCACACCAGCCGCCCCUCUGUGCGCGAACCUCUUACCCUGCCAUCCACAAGCAAAGCCAGCACAGCAACCAUUAAUUUCUCCAACUUUCUUCCACCUCUCUCUGUCUGUCUGUGUUCUAUUAUAACACUGCUCACCCGCAAUUGUGUCCACCGCUACUAUCACCACCACCACCAUUCACCACUACAACCCCACCAUCAUCCAGCACCCACACACUAAACCUCGCUUCACCCCAAAGCCCCUGUUCCUCUCUCUCUCUCUCCACCCCCCGCGCUCUCCUAUCCCUCUCCCCACCAUCUCUCCCUCCCUCCCUCCCUCUCCCUCCCUCCACAUCCUCUCUGCUGGGUCGAGGUCAACUCGGCAUAGGCAGCAGCGGCAGUAGCAGCAGCAGCACGAGGAGGAGGAGGAAGGAGUUCGCGUGCGGCGUGGACGCGCAGGCGAAUCGUGCUGCGGCGGUGGUCUUCUGCCGUUAGGCUCCUUUGUAAUUCUCUUAAUUUAGAUUUACAAUUGUGUUUUUUUUUUACAACAACCAGCAUUGCCUCACUGGAAAUUGCCACCGCUCAGCUUGUCGCGACGUUUUGAGAGAGGGAGAGAGAGACGGAGGGGAGAGAGAGCGAAGGGGCUGGUGGGGCAUUUCGCUCUUCCUCCCGUCUCGCGAGUGCAGUCGCAGCCCUCGGCAAAGGCUGCGCCCAUCCCAAGCUUAUCGAUGGAGUUAUCGUGACGCUCUCAACUCGCUCCAUCGCAAGGAUCAACUGAUUUUUUUUUUUAUAUACGGCACCGGUCAUCGGUAGGGGGGUUUAGUGGCCGAACGGACAGUCGAAUUAAGACUCGGUGCUUUUUAAUUCAUCGGUUAUAUUUUUUUGCGCGUGUUAUAUUUGAAAGAAAUACAAACCCCCCCCCCCCCCCCCAACCUCCCCCCCAACGUAUUCGGGGUUUUAAAGACGCCGCUGGACUGAAACAGCCGCUCCAUAUUUUUACUCUGCGAGAAGAGCGAGAGGGCGAUCGGUGUCUGUGUUGUAAGCUUGGCUCAAAAGACGACACGUGCGCUUGCCUUGGGAUAUCCAUACACAGACAAGCAAGAUACUGUGACUGCAGAGAAGGAGGCCGCUCUCUGCAAAGCAACUGUGUAGCAAGACGCGGAUGAAUAUAGAGGAGGCUUUGGGAGUGGACUAGGGCAGCUGUUCUACCCCCAUACGACUGCUGCAACUGCAUUCUUCCUUCAACCGUGGUGCAUUGUGCAAAGUACACACUGGCUGGCGUCUAUAUGAAUGAGCAAGGAUGUCAAGCGUCACGCUGCCCUUGUUGAAGGAGGAGGAGGCUGGCGAGACUCAGCAGUCCAAGGAUGCAGGGGACAGGCAGAAGCGGCUCCGCGUGUGUGUGAUGAGCGAGAUACUGAGCACGGAGCGCGACUACGUUGGGGCCCUGCAGUUCUUGGUGUGCGCGUUCCUACAGCGGAUGAGGCAAUGUGCGGCUGCCAAGACUGACAAGCACAUCACGGACGAGACGAUCGCGGUCCUCUUCUCGAACGUGGAGGAGCUGCUGUCCGUGCACAGAGACUUCCUCUCCGCCAUCGAGAAGUGCCUGCAGCCCGAGCCGCUGCCGCACCACCAACUUGGGGGCUGCUUCAUCCACUUCAAAGAGAAGUUCCGGAUCUACGAGGAGUACUGCAGCAACCACGAGAAGGCCCUACGUCUCUACCUGGAGCUCAACAAGAUUCCGUCCGUGCGAGCAUUUUUCGUGGGGUGCAUGCUGCUGGGAGGCCGACGGGACAAUGACAUCCCCCUGCAGGGAUACCUCCUCUCGCCCAUACAGAGGAUCUGCAAGUACCCGCUACUGCUCAAGGAGCUGCUGAAGCGCACGGCGCCGACGCACAGCGACCACGGCGCGGUGGGCGAGGCGCUGUGCAGCAUGAAGGCCGUGUGCUCGGCCAUCAACGAGACCAAGCGUCGCAUGGAGCGGCUUGAGGCCCUGCAGGAGUGGCAGUCGAGCAUCGAGGGCUGGGAGGGUUCCAGCAUCACCGACACCUGCACGGAAAUGCUGAAGCAGGGCUCCCUGCUCAAGAUCUCGGCCGGCAACAUUCAGGAGCGCGUCUUCUUUCUCUUCGACAACCUCCUCGUCUACUGCAAGCGCAAGUCCCGCGUGGUGUCGGCGAAGGGCCGUCGCAAGAGCAGCACUCCGGCUCGCCGCCCGUCCCUCAUCAGCAACUCGGGCGCGGACGCGUUGUACGUCUUCCGAGGGCGCAUCAACACCGAGGUCAUGGAGGUGGAGAAUAUGGAGGACGGCACAGCCGACUUUCACAGCAGUGGGCACACGGUGAGCAACGGCUGGAAGAUCCACAACACGGCCAAGAACAAAUGGUUCGUGUGCAUGGCCAAGAGUCCCGAGGAGAAGCAGGAGUGGCUGGACGCGAUACUCCUGGAGCGCGAGUGUCGCAAGAGUGAGUGUCGUCGCCACCACGGCAUGAGGCUGGGCAUGGAGAGGGACACGUGGAUGCUGGUGUCGGAGAAGGGAGAGAAGCUCUACCACAUGAUGAGCAUGCAGGCCGGCCUGGUGCGAGACCGCAAGAAGAAAUUCGCCACAGUCCCCAAGUGCUUCCUCGGCAGUGAGUUUGUAUCGUGGCUCAAGGACGUGGGAGAGAUCAGCAAGCGGGAGGAAGGCAUCAACCUGGGCCAGGCCCUGCUGGAGAAUGGCAUCAUACACCACGUCUCAGACAAGCACCAGUUCAAGGAUGAGCCGUUAUUUUAUCGUUUUCGCUACGAUGACGGAACCUUCAAACCUCGGAACGAGAUGCAAGACAUGAUCUCCAAGGGGGUGCGUCUCUACUGCCGCCUGCACUGCCUCUUCUCUCCCAUCGUAAAGGAUAAAGAUUACCAUCUGAAAACGUACAAGUCUGUGAUUAUGGCUUACAAGCUUAUAGACUGGUUGGUGUCUCAGGGCGACUGCCGCACGCGCGAGGAGGCCGUCCUGCUCGGCGUCGGCCUCUGUAACAACGGCUUCAUGCACCACGUGCUUGAGAAGAGCGAGUUCAAGGACGACUCGCUGCUCUUCCGCUUCUACGCGGACGAGGAUGCCGAGGGGUUGAGCGGUGGCAUGUCGCGGAAGCUCUCGCGCUCCGUGAGCCUCCGCGUCGACUUCAAGGUGGUGGAGAACAUCAUUGGCAAGACGCUGCUGAUCAAGCCCAGCAAAGGCGGCUUCGGAUUUGAGAUUGAAGACAAAAACAACCAGGCCAUUGUCAAGUCUGUGGAAAGGGGCUCCUACGCCGAGAUGGCUGGGAUGCGCGUGGGCAAGAAGGUGUACGCGGUGAACGGCGACCCCGUGUUCCUGCGCUCCUUCGCCGAGGUGGAGGCGCUGCUGCGGGAGAGCCAUCACGGGCGCCUGCACCUGCGCGUACUGCUCGCCACCAAGCCCCGCGAGACCAUUAAAGUGUCCAGCUGUGCGGAGGGACUGGGUUUCCAAAUCCGGGGAUGCGGACCAUCUGUAGUGCACGCUGUGGGCAGAGGAACGGCAGCAGCUGGCGCAGGGCUGCAGCCGGGCCAGUGCAUCGUCAAGGUGAACGGCUCGAACGUGAGCAAGGCGAGCCACGCCUCUGUCAUCGCGCACGUCACCGCCUUCCGCAGCCAGCGCCAGGCGCCGCAGGAGGACGUGCGCUGGGUGUACAGCUCCCCAGCGGGCCUUUCGGACGGCGAGACGGAACGGCGGCCCGGAGGAGGAGGAGGAGGAGGAGGAGGCGGCGUGCUGAUGACGCCGUGCCGGAGCGACGGCGAGCCCUGCGCCUCGCCGUGCGGCUCCAGCCCCGCCAGGUCUUCGCCCUGCGCCAGGCGCCAGCUGCCGCUCGUGCCCUCGCUCGCCUGCUCGUUCAACUCGGGCUCCUGCUGCCCGCUGGACGACACGUCGUUCGGGACCGACCUCAUCUCGGAGCUGGCCGAGAGCAAGCUGGAGGAAGCAGACGCGUUCGAAUCGUCCUUGGACGGCGACUUCUUCCGCGGCCUGACCUGGGAUCUCGGCGGCGAGGCUCCGGCGCGGCAGCCGCCACGGCUGCCGCCGCCGACCCCGCCGCCGAAGGCGGCCGCGGCUCGCGACGACGCGGGGGAGGGGGAGCGGCGAGGUGGCCCGGCUGCUUCGACGUCGCCGCCGCCGGUCGGCGAAGGCGAGGGCGUGAGCCUGACGGUGGACAACACGCAGCUGGAGUACGGCGUGGCGUACGAGUUCGAGCGCACCGCCGGCAUGCGCUGCCACGUGCUCGAGAAGAUGUCCGAGCCGCGCGGGAUGUUCCUCCUGGCGGCGCAGGUGCUUGAGAUGCUGAGCGCGGAGGAUGAGCGCCUCGCGGGGGAGACGUCCGUCGCGCCCGCACCGCCCGGCCGUCCCCGCGACUCCGCCACCACGAACGCCGCCCCCUCCUCCUCCUCCUCCUCCACGCCGUCCGGCGAGACGAGCGUGAACCGGGCCGGCUCGGAUGGCCGCGAUGGCGAGAGCAGCGAGGCCGUGUGCGACGGGACGGCCGUGGCAGCGGCCGGCGAGGGCGCCGCGCGUCUGCGCGACAGCACCACGCAGCAGCUGAACAAGCGCAUCGUGGCCUACAAGAAGUUCGCCCGCACGCUGCGCAACAAAGCCUGGCCCACGUUCAAGCAGGCCAAGCCGCGGACGCCCAGCCUCCACGGGAGCGACUUCUGCCCCACCAACUGCCACCUGAACGUGCUGGAGGUGUCGUACCCGCGCGACUCCACCGUGCUCGGCUCCUCGCUCGGGGUGCGAACGGAACGGCCAAAGAGCCGCAUCGACCCCGACGCCCUCGCGGCCGCCUCUGCCCACCUGAGCGGGGAGGGCGGGGAGCAAGCGGUCGGGAAGCUCAGCCCCAUGGUGUACGUGCAGCACUGCGUGGGUACCAUGGGCGCUCCCUGGGGCCACUCUCCCUCUGGAGCCGGGCCCAGCGCCGGGGACGGCCCGGGGCCUGGCGGCGCCGCCACCACCACCACCACCACCAGCAGCGGCAGCAGCAGCAGCAGCAGCAGGACCCCCCACGGGGCGAGGGAUGUGGGCGCUCCCACGAGGGACGCCUGGACGCAACUGCUGGCCAAGAUCGAGGGGGUGAUGCGCGAGAUUCACAGGGGCUCGGCGCAAGUGCAGAGCUUCCUUGCCGUGCUCAUGGAGAGCGGCGAGUCCGCCGACGCGGUGGAGAGGACGCGGGAGCGAGGCCUCUCCAACGGCCACGGCGAGAGGGAGCCUCGGCCCUCCGCCAACGGAGACGCGGGCGGCGACGCCGUCGCCAGGGCGACGGCCUCGGCGUCGUGCGCGGAGGUCCCGUGCAACGGGGACGCGGGGCCCGGCAAAGCGGCGGUGGCCGCCGCGGAAGGGGCGGCCACGUGCGGCGGCGGCGGUGAGAGGCGGCACCCGGGGGGGUUGGAGGUGGCCGCCGGCGGAAACGUGGACGGAGGAAAGGGCGACGCGGAGCGGCCGCGCAAGGUCAGCUUCGAGGUGCUCAAGGAGGAGCAGGAGGACUCGGGCCACGACACAGCCACGAGCAACCGCGACUCCUACAGCGACUGCCCGAGCCACCGCAACUCCGUGAUGUCUCUCACGAGUUACUGCGGCAGUCAGCGAUGCUCCUCUCUGCUAAGCGACGAUGUCGACUCGGGUGAGGAGUCGCCAGACACCUUGAGCCUGGCCAUGGACCGACACGAGAGGCUGCAGGGAUGCCUGGAGCACCUCUUUGCGCAGGUGGAGACACUCACAAAGGUGAUGGGCGGAGCUGUGGCGUGCAGCGCGUUUGAGAAGACAAAGCAUCUGACUCCUGAGCUCACUUUUCAGGCUUUCCAGCAGGAGGUGGAGCUUAGCGUGAGCGUCGCCGACAUGAUCCAGCUGCAGGUGCAGCACGACCUUGCAACGCUGAGCCGAAACCUCCACACCAUCAUUCACAGCGUCACCCGGCACGCGAGCGAGCUGAAGAGACAAGUAACCCUCGCCCUAUUGGACAGCACAGACAUCGGGCAGCAGACGCGCAGGGACACGGCCUUCUCGCAGGCCCUGGUGGGCGCCGUCUGCGUCUUUUCGGAGCAGCUGCUGUCGGCGCUGACGCGCACCUACAACCCGGGCCGCGACUACGAGAGCCGCGGCACGGAGGCGAGUCGCCGCUGGCUCCAGCAGACCGCCGGCCUCGGGGCGCUCGUCAGCUUCCGCUCGCUGCUCUCGCCCCACCUGCCGGACGAGCGCAGCAUGCUGGAAGACACGGUCACCGCCCUGCAGGACGUGGAGAGGGUGUCCUUUGUCUUCCGACACGUGGAGAAGGAGCUUCCAGUUGCCAACAUGCCCAUCACCUACCAGGUGGAGGGGACGCGGCAGAGCGUGCGUGUGGCGUUCUGCCUGGAGGGCAGCUACUUCUCCAUGCUGCCGCCGAGGCUGCAGAUGGGAGCCGCGGUGCGACUGCACCCUGUGCUCUUUACCCAAGCACUGGAGCGAAUGGACAAGCUGUCUCCAAACGAAGGGCCCUCCUCGGAGGACUUGCAAGGUCACGUAAACGCAGCCUCGCUUGAGAAGGUGCAGCGCUACUACAGAAGCCUCAGGACCUUCUAUUUGGAUAUGUCAAAACUCCCGUCGGAUUCAUCUGCCAAGGUUGCUGCAGUUGACAAGUUGUUGAGGCCGUUCAGCGCCCUGGAUGAGUUGAUUCGCUUGAUGGAGGGGCUGCUCGCCCCCUGGAGGAGCUCCACCGUGGAGGCCAGCAUCUCCCCCUCGUGCAGCUCCGGCGUGGGGCUGCUCCCUAUCGCAGCGGAGGUCUGCGACCGCCUGGGCGCGUGCCACGUGCUCAUCUGCAACAGUGGCGUGCACAGGUGCACCCUGCAGGUGACGCUGGAGCAGGUGGCGUGGCUCACACGGUGUCACGGGCUGCCUCCGCGCACCAUGAUGCAGGCGACUGACGUCAUGAGAAAGCAGGGUGCAAGAGUCCAGAACACCGGGAAAAACCUGGGAGUGCGCGACCGAACGCCGCAGUCUGUGCCACGGUUGUACAAGCUGUGCCUUCCUGGAUCUGACACGGACUGAAAUAGCAGGUCAACAAAAAGCCUUAACAAAAAAGCUCGCAGUGCAGCAUCGUAGCAUUACAAUUGUGCGUUUUUUUUACAAAAUACAGUAAUUGCAACUUACCGUUAAGAUGUAUUGUUGAAACAUGUUAUUGUUCAUAAAGCAGGUACGUACAAAUAAACUGUUAACGUGUUUUAAAAUCUAAUUACUGUGCUGUAGAGGUUAGCAUUGCACAGAUGGUAUUUAGUGGAAAGAUUAACUUUUACAUUCUCUGUGUGCUCCGGUUGUUUCAUAAUGUAAAAUGUUACUGCUAUUUAUUAAUUCCAAACCAGUAUUUUUUUUGCAUAAUCGUAUUGUGUUCAAUGUUGUUUAUAUUUCUCCCCGAAGGAACAAAUGUUUACUGCACAUGCAAUGAUUAAACGAUCAUACUUUAAUAGGUUUUUAUUAACAUGUCAGGGUUUUUGUCAUUUUCUGUAUAUUGUACAAUUUUACAAAUGUGUAAAGAAAAACAAUGCCUUAUUCACCAAA
Messenger RNA from Petromyzon marinus (sea lamprey), 7607 nucleotides. Its product is annotated as phosphatidylinositol 3,4,5-trisphosphate-dependent Rac exchanger 2 protein-like. Gene Ontology annotation, cellular component: plasma membrane. The record is from RefSeq and is a predicted model, not a curated record. Gene Ontology annotation, molecular function: GTPase activator activity; guanyl-nucleotide exchange factor activity; protein binding. Lineage: Eukaryota; Metazoa; Chordata; Hyperoartia; Petromyzontiformes; Petromyzontidae. Gene Ontology annotation, biological process: G protein-coupled receptor signaling pathway; regulation of signaling; positive regulation of GTPase activity.